CGAAGUGAGAGCAGCUGCAGGAGUCUGGACAUGUGACCGUCCACACAGGAAGAAGAGUGAAGAAAUGAGUCAGAGAUUCCUCCUGAAACAAAUCAGAAAAAACAACUCGAACUCCUCCACCAGCAGCAGCAGCAGCAGCAGCAGCAGCACCGUCAGCAGCAGCAGUCUACCGUCAUGCCUUGCUGCGGGCUUCGCGGUCUGUGUCAGUAUGAAACCAACAAGCUGGUCCGGAUCCAGAGCGUCCGGCUCGGCUCCAUGAAGUGGAGUCUGAACGCGUUCAUUCUGCUCUUCAUCUGCAUUAUGAUGUUGUGGAACAGGAAGUACCAGGAGUUCGACCAGGUGGUGAGCUCUGUCACCACCAAGGUGAAGGGUGUCGCUCAGACCCACCUGCCCGGGAUCGGGGACAUGGUCUGGGAUGUGGUGGACUACAGCGGACCCUCACACGACAAAAACUCCUUCUUUGUAGUGACCAACGUCAUUGUGACGAAGAAUCAGAAGCAAGGAAAAUGCCCAGAGGUUCUCCGGAUAGGCAGAUUGUGCCGCACUGAUAAGGACUGUGAGAGAGGAGCCUGGGAUCAGCAGAGCCAUGGGAUUCAGACGGGAUCUUGUGUGACGUCUGACGUGUCGAAAAAAACCUGUGAGGUUUCUGCGUGGUGUCCAGUCGAAAAGAGGGGGAACCCUCCGAGGCCUGCUCUGCUGGCAGCAGCCGAGAACUUCACAGUCCUCAUCAAAAACAACAUUGGGUUCCCUGCUUUCAACUUCAUCCGAAGGAACAUCCUCCCAACGAUGAAUGGUGCCUACCUGAGUAGCUGUCAGAGAGUGAACGACUCGCUGUGUCCCAUCUUCAGACUGGGAGACAUUGUUAGAGAUGCGGGGGAAAAGUUCUCUGAAAUGGCAGUAGAGGGGGGCGUCAUUGGCAUCCUGAUCAAAUGGGACUGCAACCUGGACUGGCUCAUGCGGCGCUGCCUUCCUAGAUACUCCUUCAGACGGCUGGAUGAGAAAGAGAGCAACAGGACGCUCUACCCCGGCCUAAACUUCAGGUAUGCAAAGUACAACACAGUGAACGGAGUGGAGGAGCGAACGCUAUACAAAGUAUUCGGGAUCAGGUUUGAUGUCAUGGUGUUCGGACAGGCAGGAAGGUUCAGCUUCAUCCAGCUCAUCAUCUACAUCGGAUCAACGCUGUCGUACUACGCUCUGACCACCAUAUUGAUCGACUGGCUGAUUGGAACCAGCUGUUACUCUGCAGAGGUCGGACAGAACUACUCUGAGAAGAAGGUGGAGGCAGUCCAGGACAAACAGAAGUGCAUCCUCUGUGUGUCAUAUGUCGACGAGAGCAACAUUCUACUAGUGAAGAGAUCGCAGAAGAAAAGUUUACAAGACGUCAAGCCGACAUCUGUUCAGCCACGCAAGGAGGACACAGGACACCUGAGAGCUGUUCUCUCUCUGCUACAGUCUGAUGUUGGUGCUAAUCUUGAUGCUCAGCCUCCCCUCGACCAUAAACCCGACCCAAACCCAAAGCCCCGUCGUCCAGCCUGGUGCAAGUGCGACCACUGCACUCCCUCCUCCGUCCCUCAGGAGGAGCUGUGCUGUCGGCGAAGCGUUGGCACCUGCAUCACCUCGUCUCCUUUGUUCGAACAGCUUGUGUUACGUCGCUCCUUGCUGGAGGCCGUCCUUCUGUACCGGGACCCUCUGUCUUCACUGGCUGAUCGAGGCCAGACUGCGACCCUGCGUCACUGCGCCUACAGACAGUACAUCAGCUGGAGGUUUGGGGUCCCACCUAAUGACACCCACCCUGUCAUCCCCAGCUGCUGCGUGUGGAGAGUCAGGGAGGAGUACCCGAGCCCGGACGGACAGUACAGCGGCUUCAGACCCGUCAGGAUAGCGUCCAUGCAGGCCUGCACUAAUGGAGAGCUGUGAGAGGAGUGUUUCUGCAUAGCAGAUCAGGGACUCCCCACUGACUGACCUACUAACGGUGACCUUAUGUUACAGCUGCCUUACAAAGAAAAAAAAAAUGCAAUAACCUCUCUAAACUGGGUGGAAAAUGAAAAUGAGUCAGUUUUUGUCAGCUUGCCUUCGUCAGGGGGGAAAAACCUCACUGAGUCAAUAAAUCACUGCAUAUUCUAAGAUCAUCUGUCACCUAACAUAUGUCAUUUGGCUGCUAAGUAGAAAUAUCCAUGAAGCAAUCGUUCUCAGUUUCACUCCCUCUAAGCUGCCUUUUGCCUUUAUAGGGCAGAAACGGCAUUUUUAACAUCACUAGCAUAUUUAGACGGAAAGGAUUUCUCCUGCCAGGAAUGUGCUCACAUUCAUCAUAUCACAGAGAGGCAACAUUUAAAGAAAAGAACUCUGAUGAUAAAGAAGACAUAAGCCAAGUGCUGCUCUGGGUCAGGAUCAGUAUAAUGAAGUAAUAUAAAAGUGAAAAAUCAGGUGCUCUUUAAGGACAGGGCUCCUGGAAAAAGUAAAAAUAAUAAACAGUGAGCUUACAAUGGAAGUCCAUGGUAUUGGUUAGCAGGCUGAAAUGGAUUCUGAGAUACUUUAAUAACAAUAAUUAAUAAAAUCCUUUGUCGUGUCUGAAAUAAACAAAUGUGCCACAACUUAGAAGAGUCCUUGUGAGAGGAUAAAACGCAACAAAGACUGUAUAAAACUAAUGAAGUUUUCAUGUGGCAGGGUCUCAUGAAAUCUAAAUUCUGUCACUUGAGACCACCAUCAACAAGAGCAGUGAUACAAGUGCAAAAAAUAUACUGCCUCAGAGAAGAAGUUAAAAAAAAAACAAAAACAAAAAACCCAACAGUAUUCAAUAUCAAAUCCUGUGAGCGUGGGCUGGAAUAAAACAGGUCAUGGCAGCCCAGUCAGUUCACUGUGUUAAAGACUUGUUGCAGCAUCUCCAUUUGUUUAAUCAGCACACAAACAAAAACGUGGAAACAACAGCGUGUGACUUUAGUGGGAGUUAAUGUGCUGGAAUUUUUUCUUAAACUAUGCGCAGGUUAAUGUUUGGUAACAGACCAAAAUCAAAAUCUGUUCUUGCCGAUCAAACACAGCAGGUCACACUGCAGCUGGAGACGCUACAUAGAAGUGCUAAGUGGAUAGAUGGGUAAACUGUCAGAAAAUCAUGCCAGCGUUGAGUUUUUUGGAAAACAACAAAUAGCCAUUAUAACAACAAGUAUGCUGUUUCCCACUACUCCCAAUCUUUAUGCUACGGUAGGCAAACUACUGAUGUCUUUUUUUUUUUUUUUUUUUUGGUAAUUGACAGGGAUGAUUCAUCUAAAUGUAAAGGUCAAAAUGUAAGAAUUUUAGUUGAAAACAUUCAAAAAUGAAAUUAUCAACGGAAUGUGUAGAAAUGACAGCUUUUACAUUAUGACGUGUAUGUAUUGUACAGCGAUAUCUACUGAUGUUAGCGUGCUAACCUGCUAGCCCUGGCCUGUCCUGGUCCAAAGCUCCUGUGGCAACGCUGUAAAACAGUCCUAUGGUGCUCCGCGCUCCCAGUCUGAACCACUAGCUGCACAGCUAACCGUGCUAGCUGACUAACAGCAGCUGCAGCUGGCCUUGCAUAUCGCACCGUUAAACAAAUGUUGAUUUUACACUUCGGUCUUUGUACAGAUCAAACAAUCAAGAUGUAACAUGUUCACCAGUGAGCUACAGAGAUGCUGGUAAGUGAAUUUUGCUGUGGACAGAUCGAGGCCAGCUGUUUCCUUCCCGUGUGUAAAUGCUAAGCUAAUGCUAGCUUUGCAAGAAAGAGAAUAAAUGUAUUCAUAACA
This is a messenger RNA of Acanthopagrus latus (yellowfin seabream), 3752 nucleotides long. RefSeq names its product purinergic receptor P2X, ligand-gated ion channel, 7 (gene p2rx7). Gene Ontology annotation, biological process: monoatomic cation transmembrane transport; response to ATP. The record is from RefSeq and is a predicted model, not a curated record. Gene Ontology annotation, molecular function: extracellularly ATP-gated monoatomic cation channel activity; purinergic nucleotide receptor activity; ATP binding. The coding region runs from base 175 to 1917 and encodes 580 amino acids. Gene Ontology annotation, cellular component: plasma membrane; nuclear inner membrane. The transcript is spliced from 13 exons. NCBI's taxonomy places the organism in Eukaryota, Metazoa, Chordata, Actinopteri, Spariformes, Sparidae.